GCAGAUCCAUGACGUAAUCCGCGGAGAGGCAGAACCGGAUCACCGCCGCACUACGCGCACGCACACAGACUUCCCGGGAUGCAUUCGGAUGCGUCCAGCCGGGGGGGUUGCCAUAGGUUUGGGCGGGGGGGCGUCACGUCAUGGAGGUCGGAUUCGGCGGAAUGAGCUUGGACUCGGACCGGCAGUAGCAGCAGCACCCGGGCCGGGGAUGCUGCCGGAGGCGCCGACCGUCAUCUUGGAUUAACCGCCAUGGAACCGGGGGUCGCCCCCGCACCGACUCCAUACUCCUCCUGGGCGUGAAAUAACGUAGGCUCCGCGCCCCCCCCCCCCUCCUCCCCGCCCCGUUGAGCCCUGAUGUGAUGCUCCUGCCGUUCCUCUCCACGGACGGUCAGAGCAGCUUCCCGCCUCCGUGCGGCCUCCUCCCGGCGCCGGGAGGUUCCUGAGGACCUCCUCCGUGUGGGGUUGGGGGGGCGCUGAAGCCUGCAGGGGUGGACCCCCUCCAGCUCCGGUCGGAGCCAUGGCCAAUGAACCCGUCAUCCUCAACGUGUAUGACAUGUACUGGAUCAAUGAGUACACCUCCAACCUGGGCAUCGGCGUUUUCCACUCGGGCAUCGAGAUCUACGGCAGAGAGUUUGCGUACGGGGGCCACCCUUACCCCUUCAGCGGCAUCUUCGAAAUCAACCCUGGCAACGCUGCUGAGCUCGGAGAGACGUUCAAAUUCAAGGAGGCCAUCGUUUUGGGCACCACGGACUUCGCAGAGGAGGACAUGGAUAAGAUCAUGGGGGAGCUCGGGAAGGAGUUCAAAGGGAACGCCUACCACCUGAUGCACAAAAACUGCAACCAUUUCUCGUCCUCGCUGUCUGAGUUGCUGUGUGGGCGAGAAAUCCCCCGCUGGGUCAACCGACUGGCAUACUUCAGCUCCUGCAUCCCCUUCCUGCAGAGCUGCCUCCCGAAGGAGUGGCUGACCCCCGCCGCCCUGCAGAGCCACAUCAGCCUGGGCCUCCACAAGGAGGAGCAGAACGAGUCCAGCGACGACGACCCCUCCUCGCCGUCCGGCACCGCUGCUACCAGCUCUGGCUGUCGCCACACCAGGGUGUGACCUCCCCCAUGACCUCUAAGUGCUUUUGCCCGCCCGACCUGUUCGGCCUCCAAGAGGAGAGGCAGACAGCAGGAGUUCCUCCUCUUAGCCAGAAACUUCUGUUUGAAGGAUGUGGGCGGGGCUUGGGGGCCGAACUUGGCUCAGACUGCGUCGACGAAUCUCGCAGAUUUGAGUUUUUGAAAACCUCCGUCCGCCUUGUUCCCGCUGCUCCUGUGAGGUUUCCAGGACACCGCUGACUGGACGUUUCCUGUCACAUGACCUCUUUGUGGCCUUCAGUUCGUUUGUUUCUUGAUUCAGAAAAAAACACAGCUCUUGGUGUCAUCAAGACUUCAUUUUCUCGUCUGCCUCGUCUCCAGAGACGGAACUAAAAUCCCAGCUGCAGCCCCGACAGAGCGUCACAGACGUCUCCUCGCGUUUUUUAAUUGGAGGGAAAUUUCCCCGACAGUCGCUGAGCUCUGGACAAGCUUCUGUCCACGGAGACCAUUAGAGGUGGAAGUCUGCGGGGAUCUGAAAUCUGUGCGGCCGAAGGGGAGAAAAAAAUCCCGUUAAGAAAGCCAUACGUGUGGCGUGUUGCAGGAGCAGCUCAGGUCCUUCCUGAGACUAAACACUGGAAAAUUCUUCUCUUUGCUGAAAUUUGUUUCUGUUGAAAUGAAAAAAAAGUCAGAUUUCAGAAGGAAUCUGCUUGAUGUUUUAGAGAAAUUCUAAACCCGGUGCAGAGAUGUUUGGUUCCUCCUCAGUCAGCCUGCAAGUCGGCUCUUCACGCCGACCUUCACACCUUGAUCCACGCCAAAGUGCUGGAUGUGUCUUUAAAAAGCUCAGGACCAAACCAGGCAGCUGUGCUUCAGACGUGGAUCACUGGCUCCGCGCCGACCUCCGUCGACCACCUGCUGAGGUUCUUUCAGAUCUCCGAGUGGUUCUCAAACAUGACGGAAACAAAUCAUCUCUGUGUUUUUAAAGAUGGUUGCUGGAAACCGCAGAUCCACAGACUCACUGCUGCUGCUAUGACCCCCAUGGCGCCAUCAAUGGCAUGACCGCCAUGACCCCCAUGAGUGCCAUGGCCACCAUGACCGCUAUGACAACAUGACCGCCACGACCCCCAUGGCGCCAUCAAUGGCAUGACCGCCAUGACCCCCAUGAGUGCCAUGUCCGCCUUGGCCGCCAGGACUGCCAUGACCGCCAUGAUCACCAUGCCCUUCACACACCUCCAUGAUCACCAUGGCCAACAUGACCUCCAUGACCAACAUGACCUCCAUGACCGCUAUUAUCUCCAUUACGCCAUGUCCCCCAUGGCGCCAUCAAUGGCAGAAACCCCCAUGAUCGCUAUGACCGCCAUGACCGCCAUGAUCGACAUGGUGCCAUUAAUGGCAUGACCGCAAUGACCCCCCAAAACCGCCAUAUCAGCCAUGACCGCCAUGGCCGCCAUGAUCUCCAUGACUGCCAUGACCACUAUGAUUUUGAUUUAAAAUGUUUUUUUUUCAUGCAAUCAAAUAAGAAUAAUACACAAUAAAAUCAUCAGUUAUGCAUUCCUACAAUGAUGAAUCAAACUUAGGAUAAUUAGAGAUAUUAAUAAAUAGUGCUUGGAAGGGAGUGGAAGGAAGCAAACUCAUAUAACCCCACCCCUGUUCCACCGUAACCAUUUUAUUAGAUGAUUCAUCAUUAUCCGGUUCCUGGCUUUUAUCAGACAGAAUUGAGAGUCCUGAAAUGACCCCCAUGACCAUCAUGACUGCUAUGACCCCUGUGAUCGCCAUGACCCCCAUGACCACCACGACCGCCAUGACAACCAACACCACUAUGACCCCUGUGACCACCAUGACCGCCAUGACAACCAAGACCGCUAUGACCGCCAUGACCGCCAUGACCGCCAUGACAACCAAGACCGCUAUGACCGCCAUGACCGCCAUGACAACCAAGACCGCUAUGACAACCAUGACCGCCAUGACAACCAAGACCGCUAUGACCGCCAUGACCCCCAAGACCGCUAUGACCGCCAUGACAACCAAGACCGCUAUGACCCCUGUGACCGCCAUGACCCCUGUGACUGCCUCAACAGGUUCCUCUGUAUUUAAGACCCUUUCAUCAGUUAGCGGUGACCUGUCAUUCUAAACUGACCUUUCCAGGGUUGUUUUGGUUUUGACAUUCAGAGGGAUUUUAUUUUCUAACACAGUUGUUUGGGGUCAAAUCCGGAUCCGCUUAUGGUAAAGGAAAAACCAGAAAGAAAAAAGUAAAAACAGUUUUUAACUCGUCUGCACACACGGUCAACUUUGAAAGACGUGGAAAAUUUGGGGAAAUAAAUUAAUUCUUAAAAUAAUUUUAAUUGGGGAAAAAAAUGUGAAAACCUAAAAUAAAUAAACCAUAAACAUGAAACUAAUUUAAAUGAAUUUUUUUUUUUUGUAGUAAUAGCUGCUGUUUUAUAUUUUUAAUUUUUGUUUUUCUCCUUCUUUGCUUUUAGUCUCAAUUUACUGUUUCAAUUCAGAAUUCUUGUACCAUGUGAUUUUUCGAGGGGGUGGGGCUUUGAGCCCAUUGGCUACCUGGAAAUGAUUGAGGUCAGUUGACAGAGGUGAUGGUGACGUCAUUUCUGCUUAAGAUCAGCGUCUGUUGUUGGCGCCGCCUGUGUCUUCCUUCCAUUAUCAGCACUGGACACUAAGGGCAAAAACAGCAGCUGUUAAGAAAAACAUUAUUUACAUUUGAUGACAAUUUUUGGUUUACAGUUUCUGUAAUUUUCCUCAUUUAAAAUAUUUCUUUCAAGUUUACAAUGUGGACUUUUUGUUAAAAAAUUUCAACCUGGUUUUUCAUUCACUUGAAACUGACCCCGAUUGACCCCACACUAGAAAAAACCCAGUUCAGUGCCAGUUUUCUCCCAGAAUGACGUGAACGUCAUACGUUCUUCUACCAUGUGAUGCAUCACGUUUGCUCAAAGGCAGUGACCCGGUCUGAAGGCAGUUUCAUCCUCACACCCCGACAGAAUAAUGUCUCUGUUUAGUUCUGCAGGUCACAAAACUUCUUUUUCUUUUCUGGCAUUUUUCUAAAUCUCAGAAAAUGAUCUGAUAAAGACGUCUGCAGGGGUGCAACAAACUGUCUAUCAUAUCAGUAUUUGACUGAUUUCUAGUUAAAAAUAACAAUUACCCUUGAUAAAAAGCAACACCUGGGCCUGACAGGUAUCAUUUCACUGAAAUGUGAUGUUUGUAGGAAAGAAUUCUACAGAAACGGGGAACUUUUACUUGUUCUGUCAGAGGAUUUUUGUAUUUUCUGCUCAUUACAAGCCCAGUUUCCUUUAACAUCCAGCUUACUUGGUACAAAUGUUUUCAGAGUUUCUAGUUUUUAGAAAAGUUCAAUCAAAACCUUUUGAUUAAAAUGAUUUCGUAAAAGUCAAAACAAAUCUGUACUUGUCGGAACAUUUGACUGUCCUCUGCGUCGUCUGCGGUUCCUCCUCUGGGAUCCUCGAAACCAGAAAACAACUACAAGCUUGAAUGAAAACCGUGACCGGUUGUUAAAUUUCAAAGGAUGAGGCAGAGACCUGAAAGGCCUGAUCGACAGUCUGCUGCACAUUUAUUCAGGGAGGUCAAAGCCGGCGUUCUGGUGGCAAACACAGUGCAUUGUCACACAGCCACUACAAAAAUUUAACGCAGAUUGCACGGAUGAACAUUAGUCAUGCGUGAACACAUGUGGAAAAAAUGAGAAAAGUUGUGGUUUUUACAUGAAAUUUUCACAGAUGUAUCAGGAAUGAACCACGUUAAAACCACAUAAGUAUGAAAAAACCACGCAAAGAACACGCAAACCAACGUAGAACAUGAACUGUGUGAUUAUUGCUCUGUUUAUCUGCAAUUCAUAUGUGAUUCUUGUGUCAAUGAUGUCAUUUGAACGUGAUCUGUGCGCCGAAUGCGCGAUAUAUAGCACAGACAGUCUACUGUAAAAGUUAUACAUCGGUGGUUCAUGCGUGAUAUGUCCGUUAGAUAUACGUCAAACGGUCGCCGACACUAAUUUGUUCAUACAUUUCACAAAAAUCACACAAUUGCAUAAGAGUUACAUAAUAAUUGUGUAUAAACUAUGUAAAACACAGAAUUCACGUGAAGACCCGUCGACUGAAUCCCUGACGGACGUCCGUGCACAUCGACCAACGCAACAGACACUGAUGAAUGAUGUCGAUCACACAUGAAUGAUGUCGAUCACACGUGGAUCACGAAAGACCAACAGUUCAUACGUGGAAAAUGAGCAGACUGUACAUAUAGCGGCUGUGUGACACGACCUUUAGGUUUGACCUUGAACUUUGGAUCAGGAAGGAGCCGAUCUGUGUCUGGAUGACGGAGCCAGAACAACAUUUCUGAAAGAUGAGCUGUAAAAUCUUCACUUUGGUUUUUAACGUAGUCUCAGAGCUGGAAAGAGUUACAGUUGAUGUAGCCCCAAAAGAUAAACGGUUCGGUUUUCCAAAUCAGAUUUGGGCAGAAAUGACCAGAUUGUGGUGAAACUGAACAACUCUGAGUCUGAAUCAAACACAAAUAACUUUCUGCUUUUGAAAUUUGACCCAAACACUUGAGGAAGAUUUGGAAUUUGUUGAGUUAUCAGACAGUAACAAUCAAAUGGUGCUGAUGUGACCAAAGAGAAGCAUGUAGAUAGAAAAAGGGCCUAGAGUUAAACCCUGAGGUACACCACAUGAAGUUUCCAGGGACUCAUCCUAACAGAUAUGAAUGCAAACAGGAGCACAGAACUCUGAUAAAAUAGAUUUAAACUGAACCCUAUAAUGCUUUAUUAAUCCAUCAAUCUGACCCAAAUCUCCGACUGACAGGAGGCGUUUCUACUGCAAAUAUCUAAAACCAGGAAAAAGGUCUAAAACUGUAACCCUGAAGAACCAAACAACAAUUUUCUUCAGGUUUUUUAAAGUUUAUUAAACAAAUUGGGUUUUUGUUUGUUCAUUUUGAGAAGCAGCAAUUCAUGGCAGCCAAAAAAAAUAAAAAAUAGAUAAAAAGUGACCUUGAAAAAAAGCAAAUUAAAAACAAAAAAACGACUGAGGGCCAAAUUUGACCCCUUGAGAUUAAAACAAUUGCUGGAGGUUUUCAGUUUUACAUCUCAAAAACUAUUUUCCUUUUUUUCUCCAUACCAUUUCUCUACAUAUGAUUUUCCCUCCCAGUUUCUCUAAAAGGUGACGUUUCAUUUGUUCAACCUCUUUGUCCAGUCUUGAUGCUUCUAAUCAGUUUUUAUGUAAAUCCAGAACUUAAUGAUUGGAAAACGACAGCUCUCUGUUUCAGUGCAGGUUUGGUUUCAGAGGGAAAUCUGCCUCUGAAGUGGAGCAGCAGAAACGGCGGCGUGUCUUCAUCGAUUCCUGGAGCUGGCUUUCAGUCAAUCAGUGACUGUUUGGUGAGCAGGAAGCUGCUGAGGUCGAGCUUUUUCUUGGAGCAGGGUCACGUGACCUCCUGCUGCUGGUCUCUGACAUCCUGCAGUUGAGCAAAUGAAAUAAUCAUCUUGUCAUUGAAUCUAAAACCUCUUUGAGCAUAAAACAGACUCAGUUUUGGUUUAGUCUAAAGACAUUUUGGUAAGUUUGGAGUCAAUGGGGCUGAAAAGUGUUGAGUUUUACAAACCCAGAUCUGUUUCCAGACAGUUUUUUUUCUUUUGUUCUGUGAAAACCUUGUAUUCAAUCUUUUUCUAACCUACAAGCAUUUCAAGACUGAUUGUGAUUAUAAUUAAAGAAAUUGACCCGG
Oryzias latipes (Japanese medaka) is the source of this 6789-nucleotide messenger RNA. The record is from RefSeq and is a predicted model, not a curated record. Lineage: Eukaryota; Metazoa; Chordata; Actinopteri; Beloniformes; Adrianichthyidae.